AAAAACCAAUCAUAUACUAAACACUUACUUAUUCUUUAAUAUGAUUGGUCCUUGCCCUUAGUCUUUAUCACCUCCCCAUGCGACCGUAUGCUACCGGGCCACCGGGGCCGCAAUCUGCGAUCGGUCCGGAUCCGGAUCCGUAGUAGUGGAGAUCUGGAGAUCGCUUCGAUCACUUGACACUGGGUAAAACCGUGUGCGGUGGACGGUUCAAAACAGAUCGUACAGAAUCGGAAUGGGUGUCAUAUAAUCUUGUCCUAGCAAAUCUUGUUGAGUUCACUUGUGAUCUCGUGUCGCGUAAGAUCUCGUAUAAAGAACUCUUUAUUUCUCUUUCUCUCUCUUGUCGUAAAAUCAUAUUUGAGAAUCUAGCCAAAAUGCCUGUCUUCCAUACCAAGACUAUCGAGAGUAUUCUCGAGCCAGUAGCUCAGCAGGUAUCGAGACUUGUUAUCUUGCAUGAAGAAGCUGAAGAUGGAAAUGCAAUGCCUGACUUGGAAAGGCCUGUACAGGCUGUUAGUAUGGCUGUUACCAAUCUUGUGAAAGUUGGAAAAGAAACAAUAAAUUCAUCUGAUGAUGCUUUACUUAAGCAAGACAUGCCAACAGCAUUGCAACGUGUUGAAGGUGCUUCUCGUCUUCUGGAAGAAGCAUCGGCUAUGUUGAAAGAAGAUCCAUAUUCCGGACCUGCUAGAAAAAAGCUUAUAGAAGGCUCACGCGGCAUUUUACAAGGCACCAGUUCCUUACUUCUUUGUUUUGACGAAAGCGAGGUGCGAAAGAUCAUACGAGAAUGCAAACGUGUAUUAGAUUAUUUGGCUGUUACCGAAGUAAUCGAAACAAUGGAAGAUCUAGUACAUUUUCUUAAAAAUUUAAGUCCUUGCCUUAGCAAAGUAUCGAGAGAAGUGAGUGCUCGUGAAAAAGAAUUAACGCAUCAAGUACAUCGGGAGAUAUUGGUGCGCUGCUUAGAGCAGGUGAAAACUCUCGCUCCAAUUCUAAUUUGUUCCAUGAAGAUUUUUAUCCACAUUAUUUCUCAAGGUGGGAAGGGUGCAGAUGAGGCAGCAGAAAAUCGCAAUUAUUUAUCUGGGAGAAUGUCUGACGAGUUGAAUGAGAUUAUUCGAGUGUUACAAUUGACGACAUACGACGAAGAAGAAUGGGAUGCUGAUCAAUUAACUGUACUGAAGAAAGCUCAAAGCGCUAUAGAAUCUAGGAUACGAGCGGCUUACGAUUGGCUGGAUGACGGGUUGGCGCUAAGGGGUGGCGUUGGUGAGAAAAGUCUGCGCCAAAUAAUAGAACAAGCAUUACGUUUGGCGGAACGUUACUUGCCUCCGUCGCAAGCAGAACCCAUAUCUAAAUUGGCCUCUCAAAUUAUGACUAUGACUGACGCUCUUUGCGAAUUGCGUCAAAACGAAAAAGGCACUACACCCCAAGCGGAAGGCUUAGCACGCAGUAUUAAAGAGAAAUUGAAUGAACUCCGUGGCUUGAUAGCGACUGCUUUGGUAGCAGCCGAUAAAUCGGGAACUACACAAACGGCACACACGGUAGCAGGUCGACUAGAACAAGCGAAUAAAUGGCUUCUGAAUCCACAGAACGAUGACAAGGGACUCGGUAAAAGGGCUAUAGCUUUAAUAAUACACGAGGGAAAAAAGAAUGAGCAACCUAUAGCAAAUGUAGCCGAGGGCUUGCCAGGUAUACACAAAGCGGAGAUUUUACAAUUGUGCGACGAAGUAGAUAACUUGUCUCAUCAGCUCGCUGACCUCUGCGCCCAUGGCCAAGGCAACACCCCACGGGCUCAGGACAUUGCACGGCAGCUAUCUCACAAGCUCUACGAGUUAAAGAACAGAAUACAACAGGCUGUUGUGUCUCGCGUUGUCGAGGACUUUAUUGAUAUCACUACACCUUUAAAACAAUUUACGGACGCUGUUUUAACUCCCGUGGGCACGCCUGGACGGGAUCAAAACUUCAAUGACAAGACGUGCGUGCUGCAGACAUUUUCAAACAGAGCGGCGAAGACUGCUAGAAUGGUUGCAGCUGGCGGAAGUGGAGGAAAUAAGAAGUUAGCCGAAGCUUUAGCCGCUAGUGCUUCGCAAGUGGAAUCCUUGACACCGCAACUGAUCAAUGCCGGAAGAAUUCGUAUGACUUAUCCAGAUAGUAAAGCCGCGGAUGAGCAUUUCGAAAAUUUGCGGCAGCAGUACGCAGAGACGAUGCAACGGACACGAGCAUUGUGCGACGAGGCGACCAAUAGCGGCGAUUUUAUCAGAACGUCCGAAGAACAGAUGCAGAAGCAUACGUUUCUUUGCGAGGAAGCGAUUGCUAAAGCUCUACCGCAAAAGAUGGUCGAUAACACAGCGUCUAUCGCACGUCUUGCGAAUCGAGUCAUACUCGUAGCGAAACAAGAAAGUGACAACAGCGAAGAUCCUGCCUUUAUACAACGAGUAAAUCAUGCUACUGAUGUUCUUCAAAAUAGCGUUGCUCCAAUGGUUCAAGAUGCAAAACUGGUAGCAAUGAAUAUUCAUGAUAAUACUGCGGUAUCACGCUGGAGAGAAAAUAAUCGCGCAUUGUUAGCUAAUGUUGGACAAGUUCGUAAAGCUAUUAUAGUCCAGCCAGAUUUGGUGCCACCUCUAGAAAUGUCACAGUUACAUGUUAAUGAUGAUCAAUUACCAAUCCGAUAUAAUUAUUCUAAAAUUAAAGUAGAGAAUCCCGAUAUUUUGUAUCAAGAAUUGGCUUCUGACAACGAAUUAGACAAAUCGAUUCAUGACGGAGUUUACUAUAAUUAUAAUAUUGAUGAUGAAGUGGCACCACCUCGUCCACCUUUGCCUGGAAGCAAUAUCCCACCUCCGAGACCUCCACCUCCUGAGACAGAUGAUGAGGAAGAAAUGUUUAUGCAUGCUCCUCAACCUAAUCAACCAAUAAUGAUGGCUGCUCACGGCUUACAUCAAGAAGUACGACAAUGGUCUAGCAAGGACAAUGAAAUUAUCGCCGCAGCAAAGAAAAUGGCUAUUUUAAUGGCCAGACUAUCAGGACUAGUUAGAGGUGAAGGUGGUAACAAACGAGAUCUCAUUGCAUGUGCCAAAGCUAUUGCUGAAGCUUCUCAGGAAGUUACUCGUCUCGCUAAAGAACUCGCUAGGGAAUGUACUGAUAAACGCAUUCGAACGAAUCUUCUUCAAGUUUGUGAGCGUAUACCUACUAUUGGAACUCAAUUGAAGAUACUGUCUACAGUAAAAGCCACUAUGCUUGGCGCUCAAGAGAUACUUCCGACCUGGGAAGAGCUGAUGCUUUAUGGCACGGAAGAAGAUCAAGAAGCAACAGACAUGCUUGUCGGAAAUGCUCAAAACCUCAUGCAAAGCGUGAAAGAGACAGUACGUGCAGCGGAAUGUGCUAGCAUAAAGAUUCGUACGGCUUCCGGUAUGAAACUGCGCUGGGUACGUCGUCAACCGUGGUAUCAAUAUUAAAUACAAGAAAAAUGUAUCUUUUCUGAAAAGGAUGACAUAUACGA
This is a messenger RNA of Monomorium pharaonis (pharaoh ant), 3481 nucleotides long. RefSeq names its product vinculin (gene Vinc). Gene Ontology annotation, molecular function: actin filament binding; structural molecule activity. The transcript is spliced from 20 exons. NCBI's taxonomy places the organism in Eukaryota, Metazoa, Arthropoda, Insecta, Hymenoptera, Formicidae. The record is from RefSeq and is a predicted model, not a curated record. The coding region runs from base 372 to 3437 and encodes 1021 amino acids. Gene Ontology annotation, biological process: cell adhesion. Gene Ontology annotation, cellular component: actin cytoskeleton.